Messenger RNA from Impatiens glandulifera, 2306 nucleotides. RefSeq names its product crossover junction endonuclease MUS81. The record is from RefSeq and is a predicted model, not a curated record. Gene Ontology annotation, biological process: mitotic intra-S DNA damage checkpoint signaling; DNA catabolic process; double-strand break repair via break-induced replication. Gene Ontology annotation, molecular function: DNA binding; crossover junction DNA endonuclease activity; 3'-flap endonuclease activity. The transcript is spliced from 15 exons. Gene Ontology annotation, cellular component: nucleus; Holliday junction resolvase complex. Bases 163 to 2133 code for a protein of 656 amino acids. NCBI's taxonomy places the organism in Eukaryota, Viridiplantae, Streptophyta, Magnoliopsida, Ericales, Balsaminaceae.
GGAGAGAGGGUUUAUUUUCAAACACAUCGGAAGGAAUGAAGUUCGUGGCGCGGAUUUUGCUCGGAAUAUCUCUACAGUUCUUCUAUAUCUAAUUCAGUUCAUGAUUGCAUAUUCACCCUUUAGUGAAUUUAUCUUUGAAUAUCUUUUGAGAUUUUCAGAGAAAUGAACUGGCAGAAGAGGGUAGUGUGCCCUGAGAACGAGGGGCUGGUGACAUUCAUAAUGCAGAAGCGUCAAGAGAUGACAGAGACGCCGAGAGGUCUUUCUGAAAACAUCGAAAGAAGUCUCAACAAAGCUUAUUCCAAUGUCUGUCUCUCCAAGGUGCCGAUCACCACUCUCAAGGAUUUGUCGCAGGUUAAGGGCGUAGGUAAAUGGAUAUUGGGCAUCAUGAAAGGAUUUUUUGCUAGUGAUUGUGAGAUGUCUGACCUUGAUGGUAAAGGAAAAGGAAAGAAAACUAAAGGAACAAGGCGUUACAUUCCCCAGAAGCAAUCUGUGGCCUAUGCAUUAUUGCUUACUCUUUACAGGGAGACAACAAAAGGCCGUGACUUUAUGCAUAAACAAGAGCUUAUCGAUGCUGCUGAAGCUAGUGGAUUUUCUCGGGCGCCUAUACGGCCAGAACUGGGAAAAGGAAAGCCUGGACAAAUGGGAAGAUCACCAAGGGAGUGGUAUAGUGGAUGGAGUUGCAUGAAAACUUUGAUAGAUAAAGGACUGGUUGUGAAGUCAAGUAACCCUGCAAAGUUCAUGCUAUCGCCAGAGGGACAAGAAGUGGCUAGUGAAUGUCUCUCUAGAUCUGGUCUUGCUGAAUCAAGUGUAAAUUUAUCAACCACAGAGAUCCUAAAUGUUGAUUUGAGUAACGUGUCAGAGCCAGAGCUUGUUUGUGCCGAUUCACCUGUAAAAGUGGUGAAGACUAAUUCUGGUCCUAGAAGACAUAAUAAAACUAAUGUUCCUGACGAGUUUCUUGAGAAGUUUGGACCCAUGGGGUUCUCUAAGGAACAAAUUAGUCGUGCCUUUUCUGAAGUAAUGGAGACUUCUGGGAAAGCGGAAUUAUCGUCUCUCUGGCCAGCUGUUCUCUGUUGCCUUAAACAAGAGCAAGUUUAUGGUGUCCCACCGAUGGACAAGAUAAUGGUGGAUGCUGGUCAAGUGGGAGGUGCCGCCAAGAAGAAUACUCACCCUGAAUCUAGUUUUUGUGUUCCUUCACAAAACAUAAUGUCUGCUUGUUCUACUGAUGCUCCUUUCACCUUGAGAGCUUGUUCAACAAGUAGUCCUUCAUUGCAUGAUCCAAACACGGUUGCCUUGGUGGAUAAUAUGAAUUAUUUAUCAAUACCACCUUUGAGAGUUGGAGAGAACUUUGAUGAUGCUUAUGAAGUAAUAUUGAUAUUGGAUGAUAGAGAGAAGUUUGCAGGUCCAGGGUCUAAGCAUAGUAGUAGUAUAGCGAGAAUUAAAACUGAAUUUGGCAUCGAAAUAAAGGUGGCACGUUUGCCAGUUGGUGACGCAAUCUGGGUAGCUCGUCAUAAACGUCGUAAAGAUGAAUACAUUCUUGAUUUUAUUGUUGAGAGGAAGAAUGUGGAGGAUUUGCGCAGCUCCAUAAGAGAUAACCGUUACCGUGACCAGAAGCUGCGACUUUUGAGAUGCGGGCUCAAGAAGGUGAUAUAUGUUGUGGAAGGAGAUCCAAAUGCUUCUGAAGCUUCUGACAGUAUCAAGACAGCUUGCUUUACAACGGAGAUUUCGGAAGGCUUUGAUGUGCAGAGAACAAGCGGUUUGGGUGAGACUCUAAGGAAAUAUGGGCAUCUAACUCGUGCCAUAGCUGAAUACUACAAAAGAAAACUACCGGAUGAGCACAAGACCUCUUCUGGUGUCUGUCCUCUUUAUUCUGAAUUUAUAAAGAGGUGUCACAACUUGGAUAAGAUGACAGUCAGCGACUUAUUCGGUGUCCAACUAAUGCAGAUACCACAAGUGACAGAGGAGGUUGCAAUUGCUGUUCUGGAUUUAUACCCAACCGUAGUAUCUAUAGCUCGGGCGUAUGAGCUCAUUGACGGAGAUCUUGCAGGUCAAGAAGAUAUGCUGAGGCGGCAGAGUAAUGGGGCGAUUGGCAGCACUGCCAGUCGCAAUAUUUUUCGGCUGAUUUGGGGCAGUUGACAGAAAGACAUAGAAUUUGUUUGUCAAGAAGACUUGACAAAUGGAAACAAGUACUACAUAUAUGAAUCCUCCUACACCAUCUUAGUGAAAAGUUCUUAUUCUACUUGGAUCAUUUGAAUGUUAUUCAAUGUGUUUAUGAAUGUCAUUAUUGGAGUUUGAUUUUUGAUCUUAUA